GAUGUCAGCGUUGAAUUCCAGGAAGCGGAAGAAACAUCUUUUAUCAGUCUUCGCAAACUGUACAAUUUUCAUUUGAAAUAUUUUUUCCAAUAUCUUCUGUACUAUAAGAAUUAUACAGGCACGAACAAAGUGGAUAGCUCUGAUAUAAAUGGUGGUUUCUCCCUUGAGGUCGAAAAGUAGCGAUAUGGAAUUUGGGAUCGUUAUUCUGCACUAAUACUGCAUUAUUAUUGCAUUAAUAUUUUCACAUUCUUUCAUAAAGAAUCAACGCCUGACAAAUCGCUAUGUUCACUUGUUAGUCGAGGAUGCAUGAUCAUCAACAUGGCGUUCAUAGUAACGUCAUGGUAGUACAUAUAUAUGUACUUUGUAUAAAAAGUGGGAGAAAAUUAAUUUCACGCGAUGUAAAAAAUGGCCUCUAAUCUUUAACGGAUAAGCCAUUUUCCUGGUCGUUCUGUGCUGCGACUGUGCAUGUUUCCAACAAUAUUUUGCAAAGUGCGCGUUACACUCCACUGUAAAUACGACCACUCGGUAAUAUUUCUCCGAUUCGAAGAAUAAACAUGAUACCAAGAAAAUGACACUAACAACUAACAUUACAAUCACAGUUGCGCUAUGCCGCAAAUGUGGAAAGUCAGUUGGUAUGAUUGGUCAUCAUUACCAAUAUGAUAUUGAUUAUGGAUAUGAUAUGGAUUGAUAUGGAUCAGUAUCAAUUUGACAUUUGACAAGUGGACGUGUAGUGACGUGUACUUUAAUGUUUUAAUUUUUCAUUCUUUGAAUUGCGUAUUUCAAUGAUUUCAGUUCAUAUUUUUUAGCAAAAAUUGUUAAUUGUGAACAUUUAUUCGCGUAUAUACUGAAAUUUCUAGUAUUCUGGAUAUAAUUUCAAUAGCGCAUGUCAUUACAAUAGUUAACCUCUACGGGCAUUGUUUAUUCUGGAUUGGAUAAACUAUAAAUUAAUUAUUACUAUUUAUUAUUAAUUAAGAUAAAUAUAUCUUGUAAACUAAUCGUAGGGUGUUUCUAAACUCGAAACUGAAACUUACUACAAAAAAGAAAACGUAUAAUUUGACGGUUUUCAAAACGAAUAUCCGAAUGGCAACCGAAAUUGCAGUGAAAGCCCUUGAUCCUCUGAAAUAUCUGAAUGCGCUAUCAAAGGCAGAAAGACUGGACCCAUACAAGUUCUACAACAACAAGGACAUUUCUUUUCAAUGCUUUCGAUGCUUAUUGACAGGAGAAAACGCCAAUUCCUCCCGGGAUAUGUUCCAAAGUGCAGCAACAACUAUUAGCAUUGUCAUAUCAUACUACCACCAAUUGAAGAUGGACUAAAGAACAUUUAUCAUGGACUAAAUGCUGAUAAACGUAUCGAAGCUCAGUGCUGUCUAUCUGGACUGGAAUUUAUCAUGAGUGAUCUUGCAAAUGAUAUAGGAGAUAAGAAACAGCAGUUACUCGAUUUAAUGCAUUCUGAUACAGUGGAAGAUAUAAAGGAGUUUAUUGAAAACACUGCUGAUUCGUCUACCUAUGGAAAUGUAGAAGUACCAGAUCUUGCAAAUGUUCCAAAAACUCAUACUUGGUGGAAAGAUGAAUUUCAAUCUUAAUAAUUGUACAUGGUCAGCUGCUGUUUAAGUGAUAUAAGUGUUAUAUAUGCCAAAUGUAUAUAAACUUAUGCAUGUAACAAAUGUAUAUAUCUUAUGCAUUUAUGACAUGUGGUAAUAUGGAAAACAUAUACAAAUCUGUAUGGAAUAUACUUCAUAAACUAAUAUAAUACUGUUAAUAUCUCACUUUCUACAUACAAGGUGGAUACAUUUAGCAUAUAUUUUUCAUAUGCCCUAAAUGCAUAAAAUCCACAGUUCAGCUAUAAGAGAGAGAAAGAAUCAUUGGUGAUCUGGAUACAUGGAUCAUAUCAUUCCAAUUCUCAUUGAAUCUAAAUGGCUAAAUACAACACAAAAGUGGUUUUAACAUUUAUAUUGUCUCAUGCAUUAAAUCCUCUACUUCAACAUCCCAUUCCCAUAGAGAUCAGGGGAUCAAUUCUGUAACUUUUCUCGUGGUGAACAUACGAGCAAACUCACAACUCUUGAUUCUGUAACUUUCAUCGUAGUGAAAAUUUGAGCCAUCUCACGGGUUUGAUCGACAAGAAAUUUCUUGUCGAAUGGUGAAAUAAGAGAGAAAGACAUUAAGAAAUAGAGCGAGAGCAAUAUGUCGCGGGAAUACCUAAUUCCAUGGAUCAAACCGAGGAAGCUGGAGUGGGAACAGAGAGCACGCCAAUUCCAAAGUUAUAUGUUCUUUCUAUUUGGAGGUAUACAAUACCAGUCAUACAAGAAAAAUGAAUAUCAUGUAUUAGACACGGACAUUUAUUUCGCUUUAUAUGUACUCCCAAACAACAUAAGUACAUGGGGAAGCAAUGGUAACAAAGCAGAUAAUGUCGCCAAUAAGAUCGGAAAGACGAUAGUACACGUUUAUAAAAGAUACUCGCGUGCUUCGACGCUACGGAUCGGUUUUAUUUUUCUUUAUUGCAAGGGUACUUAUAAAGAAUUUCAUCUAACAAUAUUUCGUGUAUAUACAAGCGAUAAGGACGACGAGUGUUUCUACGUUGAUACGCAUUGCCGUAUAUACGAUUCGUGGCUUAGUUGGAAGAAUGACAACAAACUUCCAAUGUUGAAAUAUUGUUACCCGUUGAAUGGCUUUUACACUUGUUCCAACGAUCAUGAAGACAUAUCCGACAGAAAACGCGAACCAAUCUUGGAGUUCGGUUCAUCGCCAGCGUGUAAAUUGGUCGCGCGUUUAGGAAGGAUGUUAGAUGUUGGUAGCGAAAUUGCUAGAUAUAAUAAUAUGUUUUUUGGGUUGACAUCUUUGUUUAUUUUCCUCGAUUCUAUCAAAACCAUGUUCGCCGGAGUAGUUGGCGUUGCGGGUGCAGUAUAUGGAGCAGCGAGGAGCGUUCAAUGUUUGGUAGACAAAAAGAGACACGAAACGAGUCUGCUUGACGCGGAAUCCCUGAUGCACGGAUUAAACAUUCUAAUGAUACUUCCUCACGUGAUAAUGGCCGUAGUAAAUACCCCUUUAUCCCUUCGAUACCUGAGCCAGGCCAUUUCUCCGCGGGAUAUUUUAACAACUGGCGCACAAAAAAUACUAUCUCUUACGUUCACUCAACGACUUGGUUUAAUUGUUUUAACUCUCGUUUUGCACCAACAAAUAUCAGAAUAUUUAAACACGACACAUUCAAAUGCAAACAAACACAUUGAUAAAAUAAAAACAUUCAAUUUGAGAGCCUUAUAAACUUUGAAAGGCAAUCUAUGCCUAAUACGAUCGUUGCGAAAACUUGUAAAAACAAAGAAAA
Messenger RNA from Hylaeus anthracinus, 3319 nucleotides. Its product is annotated as prolactin regulatory element-binding protein. Gene Ontology annotation, cellular component: endoplasmic reticulum membrane. Bases 2182 to 3258 code for a protein of 358 amino acids. Gene Ontology annotation, molecular function: guanyl-nucleotide exchange factor activity; GTPase activator activity; protein binding. NCBI's taxonomy places the organism in Eukaryota, Metazoa, Arthropoda, Insecta, Hymenoptera, Colletidae. The record is from RefSeq and is a predicted model, not a curated record. The transcript is spliced from 4 exons. Gene Ontology annotation, biological process: protein secretion.